Molecule: messenger RNA, 7468 nt
Organism: Chinchilla lanigera (long-tailed chinchilla)
Lineage: Eukaryota; Metazoa; Chordata; Mammalia; Rodentia; Chinchillidae
Gene: Dop1b
Product: dopey family member 2
Exons: 37
Coding region: 28-6975 (2315 amino acids)
Biological process (GO): Golgi to endosome transport
Cellular component (GO): endosome; trans-Golgi network
Source: RefSeq, a predicted model, not a curated record
AUAUUUUCUCCACUGUGAGAAUGUAAGAUGGACCCAGAAGAGCAGGAGCUGUUAAAUGACUACAGAUACAGAAGUUACUCUUCAGGGAUUGAAAAGGCUUUACGAAAUUUUGAGUCCUCCAGUGAAUGGGCCGAUCUCAUAUCUUCACUAGGCAAGCUCAACAAGGCGCUGCAAAGCAACCUGAAGUACUCCCUGCUGCCGCGCCGGCUGGUCAUCAGCAAGAGGCUAGCGCAGUGCCUGCAUCCCGCCCUGCCCAGCGGCGUGCACUUGAAAGCUCUGGAAACCUACGAGAUCAUCUUCAAAAUCGUGGGCACCAAAUGGCUGGCCAAGGACUUGUUCCUGUACAGCUGCGGGCUGUUUCCGCUCCUGGCAAACGCGGCCAUGUCUGUGCGGCCUGUGCUCCUCGGCCUGUAUGAGAAGUAUUUCCUUCCGCUGCAGAAGCUGCUCCUGCCCAGCCUCCAGGCCUUCCUCGUGGGCCUGCUGCCCGGCCUGGAGGAGGGCUCCGAGAUCUACGACAGAACGGACGCCCUGCUGCUGAGACUGUCGCUGGUGGUGGGCAGGGAGGUGUUCUACACGGCGCUGUGGGGCAGCGUCCUGGCCAGCCCGGCCAUCCGCCUCCCGGCCUCGCUCUUCGUGGUGAGCCACAUCAACAGGGACUCGCCGGGCCGGGAGCAGAGGUUCAUGCUGGGCACCGACCAGCAGCUCACGGUGAAGUCACUGUGUGCCUCCCUGUUGGACUCGAAUGUGCUUGUGCAGAGAAACAAUCUGGAAAUCGUUCUGUUUUUCUUCCCGUUUUACACCUGUCUGGACCCCAAUGAAAGGACCAUUCCCCUGCUCAGAGCCGACAUUGUGCACCUCCUCUCGGCCGCCACCCAGACCCUGCUGCGGAGGGACAUGUCCCUGAACAGAAGACUCUACGCCUGGUUGCUAGGUUCAGAUAUUAAAGGAAAUACCAUUGUGCCCGAAACUGACAUCUCAAAUUCUUAUCAAGACCCGUCCUCUUAUUUUUUUGAAAAGUUCUCCAAGGAUCUUUUAGUUGAGAGUCUGGCCCAGAUACUGCACCAGAAGUUCCUGGACACAGAUGUCGAGGAGCGGCACCAUGCGUACCUGAAACCUUUCCGCAUCCUGGUCAGUCUGCUCGACAAGCCCGAAAUAGGCCCUCAGGUGGUCGAGAGUCUGUUCCUCGAAGUCAUCAGAGCCUUUUACUCUUACUGCAGAGACGCCCUUGGCUCUGAGCUCCACCUUAGCUACACUCCGAGUGGGAAUCUGCUGACCAGUACAAUCAAGGAAAACAAAAAUGCCUCUGAGAUCGUCAAGACGGUGAACUUGCUGAUCUCGUCACUGAGCACCGACUUCCUCUGGGAUUAUAUGACCAGGUGCUUCGAGGAGUGCUUCAGACCAGCGAAGCCGGAUAACACUGCCGGGAAACCCGUCGGGCCUCCGCCCACCGUCUCGGAGCUCUGCACUCUGCUCGUGUUUCUCCUGGACGUCAUCCCCUUGGAGCUCUACUCGGAGGUACAGACCCAGUACCUCCCGCAGGUGCUGGGCUGCCUGCUGCGGCCUCUGGCCGAGCAGGUGGAGGCCUUGAGCUUGCCUGAGCUCACACACGCCCUGAAGACGUGUUUCAAGGUGCUCAGCAAGGUCCAGAUGCCGCCCUCCUACCUGGACACGGAACCUGCAAGCGGAGGCUUGAGUCCGGUAAAAGGCGAACAUGGCGAAAUCAUUUUAGAAACGAAGGCAGUGGUGGCUGGUGAUGAGGAGACGCCGUUCCCCCCUCUGAAGUCUGAGGACAGCGGGAUCGGGCUCAGUGCCUCUUCGCCGGAGCUGUCCGAGCACCUGCGUGUCCCUCGGGUCUCUCCGGAGAGAGACGACAUCUGGAAGAAGGGGGGCAGCAUGCAGAGGACGCUUCUGUGCAUCCAGGAGCUCAUCGCCAACUUCGCCAGCAAGAACAUCUUUGCGGUGCCAGCACCCGCGCCCGGAGAGGAAAGCAGGUCUGAGGAGCCCGCAGGGAGGAGAGGCAAGGGCGCGGCGCCGAGAACCGGGGCCAGUGACUCCGGCAGGAAGAACUCGUGGGAGACCAAGCCCGUCACCGUGCCCCAGUUUAAGCAGAUACUGUCAGACCUGUUCACGGUGCACGGGUCUCUGUUUAAGACAAAAAGUUCGGAGUCACCGACAUCUCUGCCCAGUAGCCCGGGCAGGAAGACAGGAGGAGGAUGGGAGGCUGACCGCGUGGUCCUUGACCUGGGGGGCUCCAAGGAGCACUGCAGGGAAGCCUUCGCCGCCGCCUGCCAUCUGCUGCUGGACUGUGCCACCUUCCCCGUGUACCUGUCCGAGGAGGAGACCGAGCAGCUCUGCGAGACGCUAUUCCAGCCCCCAGAGGCCAGCGAUCCCAACUUUCCACCCUGGCUGAGGUCCCUGAUGACCAUUUGCUGCUGCGUGACCGACUGCUACGUCCAGAAUAUAGCCAUCUCCACCCUGCUGGAGGUGAUCAACCAUUCCCAGUCCCUCGCACUGGUCAUCGAGGACAAGAUGAAGCGCUGCAAAAGCUCCGGGCACAGCCCGUUCUUUGGCAAGCUGCAGAUGGUGACAGUCCCGCCCAUCGCCCCCGGGAUGCUGAAGGUCAUCGCGGAGGACACAGACUUCUAUCAGAGGGUGGCACGCGUGCUGUGGGAUCAGCUGAACAAGGAGACCCGGGAGCACCACGUCACCUGCGUGGAGCUGUUCUACCGGCUGCACUGCCUGGCCCCAUCUGCCAACAUCUGCGAGGACAUCAUCUGCCAUGCGCUCCUGGACCCUGACAAGGGCACGCGGUUGGAAGCCCUCUUCCGAUUUUCCGUGAUCUGGCACCUGACCAGGGAGAUCCAAGGCAGCCGAGUGACGUCCCACAAUCGCUCCUUCGACAGAUCCCUGUUCGUCGUGCUCGACAGCCUGGCCUGCGCGGACGGCGCCAUCAGCACGGCGGCCCAGGGCUGGCUGGUGCGCGCGCUCUCCCUGGGGGACGUGGCGCGCAUCCUGGAGCCUGUGCUCCUGCUGCUGCUGCAGCCCAAGACCCAGCGGACGUCCAUCCACUGCCUGAAGCGGGAGAACUCGGCCGAGGACUUGCUUCGUUGGUUUCACAGGAAGAAACCUUCCUUCAAAGAGGCCAGCGGGGCCUCCGAGCUUGCGGAAGGUGGCUCCGAGGAGCACCUGCCCCUGAGCCAGUUCACCACAGUGGAUCGCGAAGCCAUCUGGGCUGAAGUGGAGAAGGAACCCGAGAAGGGCCUACCUCGCAGCGAGCUGAGUGAGGAGGACCUGCCCUACUACGUGGGCCUCCCCGACAGGGCGGCCCCCAGCGCCCCAGACAGUAGUGAGCACACUGAGUCUGCAGACACGAGCUCCGCCCACACAGACAGUGAGAACACGUCCAGCUUCUCCUCCCCGUCCCAUGACCUGCAGGACCUGAGCCUCGAGGACAACUGCUGUGCGCCCAUCCCCGUGGGGGGCAGGGUGCAGCCCAAGUGCUCAGCCUUGCUGGCAGCCUUCCAGCCCGAAAGCCUGAAGUCCAGUGCCAAAUUGAGCCUGGUGCGCGCGGACUCAGACAAGACGCAGGCUUCAGAGUCGCUGUCCAGCGACGAGGAGGCGGACUUGGAGCUCCAGGCCCUGAGCACAUCUCGGCUGCUGAAGCAGCAGAGGGAAAGGCAGGAGACGCUCGAGGCCCUGUUUAAGCACAUCCUGCUCUACCUGCAGCCCUACGACUCCCGCCGCGUGCUGUAUGCCUUCUCUGUGCUGGAGGCUGUGCUCAAAACCAACCCCAAGGAGUUCAUCGAGGCCGUGUCCAGGACCAGCAUGGACACCAGCUCCACCGCGCACCUCAACCUCAUCUCCAACCUCCUUGCGCGCCAUCAGGAGGCCCUGGUUGGCCAGAGUUUCUACGGGAAGCUGCAGACCCAGGCGCCCAGCGUGUGCCCCCACUCGCUGCUCAUUGAGCUCCUCACCUACCUCUGCCUGAGCUUCCUGCGCUCCUACUACCCUUGCUACCUGAAGGUCUCCCACCGGGACAUCCUGGGCAACCGAGAUGUGCAGGUCAAGAGCGUAGAGGUCCUGAUCCGCAUCGUGACGCAGCUGGUGUCAGUGGCCAAGUCCUCGGAGGGGAAGAGCAUGGAGUUCAUCCACAGCCUGCUGCAGAGGUGCAAGGUCCAGGAGUUUGUGCUGCUGUCACUGUCAGCAUCUAUGCACACAAGCCAGAAACGCUACGGCCUGGCCACUGGUGACUGGGGCCGGGCACCUGCGGAAGACAGCCUCCUCGAGGAGAGCCUCAUCAACCUGGGCCAGGGCCAGAUUUGGAGCGAACACCCACUGCAGAUCGAAUUGCUCAAGCUCCUGCAGGCGCUCAUUGUCUUAGAGCACCGGCUGGGCCAGGGCCAGGCGGACGCCGAGAGCCAGCCGGCGCUGUCCCGGGAGUGGCAGAAGGCACUGAAUUUCCAGCAGGCCAUUGGCGCCAUGCAGUAUGUGCAGCCCCACCCUCUCACCUCCCAGGGCCUGCUGGUCUUGGCAGUGGUUCGGGGCCUACAGCCCGCCUACGGCUAUGGCAUGCACCCUGCCUGGGUGAGCCUGGUCACGCAUUCGCUGCCUUACUUCGGGAAGUCCCUGGGCUGGACGGUGACGCCCUUUGUUGUCCAGAUUUGCAAAAACCUGGAUGAGCUAGUCAAGCUAUAUGAAAGUGAAUCCGUGAAGCUCUCCAUCAGCACAACCUCCAAGAAGGAAAACAUUUCUCCAGAUUAUCCACUCACUCUUUUGGAAGGUCUGACAACUAUUAGUCAUUUUUGUCUUUUGGAACAACCAAACCAAAACAAAAAGACUGCUGUGGCGAGUGACCCUGCCAGCCUGCGCAAUGCCAGGAAUGCCAUCUUGGAAGAGCUUCCACGCAUCGUUAACACCAUGGCCCUUCUCUGGAAUAUGCUGAGAAAGGAGGAGACACAGAGAAGGCCCACGGACCUCCUGGGGGCCACCAAAGGGUCCUGCUCUGUCUACUUCAAAAGCACCAAGGGCCGUAAUUCAGGAAAACUUGUUCAGCGGUCACCUCUGAUCCCAGAACCUUAUCUCGGCACCAUCAGACAAAAAAUUCUAGACUUCUUAAACCCCUUAACAGCCCACCUUGGAGUUCAGCUGACAGCUGCGGUAGCAGCGGUGUGGAGCCGAAAGAAAGCCCCACGUCACAGUAAGAUGAAGAUCAUCCCACCGGCGAGCACGACCCAGCUCACCCUUGUCGACCUGGUCUGCGCACUCAGCACCCUGCAGACUGACACGGUGCUGCACCUGGUGAAGGAGGUGGUGAGGAGGCCACUGCAGAUCAAGGGGGACGAGAAAUCGCCCCUCGUGGAUAUCCCUGUGUUGCAGUUUUGCUACGCUUUUCUGCAAAGGCUCCCAGGAUCAGCCUUGCAAGAAAACUUUCUCUCGCUGUUGGGCGUCCUGAAGGAAUCUGUGCAGCUGAACCUGGCGCCCCCUGGGUAUUUCCUGCUGCUCAGCCUGCUGAACGACUUUGUAACCAGAACGCCCAACCUGGACAGCAAAAAGGAUCAAAAAGACCUGCAGGAGAUCACUCAGAAGAUCCUGGAAGCCGUAGGAAACAUCGCUGGCUCUUCCUUAGAACAAACCAGCUGGCUCAGUAGGAACCUAGAGGUGAAGGCCCAGCCGCAGGUCGCUCUAGAAGAAUCAGACACGGAAGACAAUCUGCACGAUGCUGCCGCGGCUUCGGCCAUGGUGUCGGCGUCCGUGCCCUCUGUUUACAGCGUGCAAGCGCUCUCUCUCCUGGCGGAGGUCCUGGCUUCUCUCCUGGACAUGGUUUAUCGAAGCGAUGAGAAAGACAAAGCCGUGCCGCUGAUCUCCCGCCUGCUUUAUUACGUUUUUCCGUACUUGCGCAAUCACAGUGCCUACAACGCGCCGAGCUUCCGGGCCAGCGCCCAGCUGCUGAGCUCGCUGAGCGGCUACGCCUACACGAAGCGGGCCUGGAAGAGGGAGGUGCUGGACUUGUUCCUGGACCCCGCUUUCUUUCAGAUGGAUACUUCCUGUGCUCAUUGGAAGUCCAUUAUUGACCAUCUUCUGACUCAUGAGAAAACAAUGUUUAAGGAUUUAAUGAACAUGCAGAGCAGUUCUUUAAAACUGUUCUCAAGUUUUGAGCAGAAAGCCAUGCUGCUAAAGCGCCAGGCUUUUGCUGUGUUCAGUGGAGAACUCGACCAGUACCACCUCUACCUCCCCUUGAUCCAAGAACGCCUGACAGACAAUCUCAGAGUCGGACAGACACCCCUAGUUGCUGCUCAGAUGUUUCUUUUUUUCAGAGUUUUGCUGCUAAGAAUCUCUCCUCAGCAUCUGACCUCUCUGUGGCCCAUCAUGGUCUCUGAAUUGAUUCAGGUAUUCAUACAACUCGAAGACGACCUGAAGGAGGACGAUGAGUCCUUGAGAAACAGCAGCAAAAUAAACAGAAAAAUUUCGGUGGCUGACGGAAACGGGCCCUCGACAGGGGAGAUGGCCCCGAGUGAACUCAUCUUGUAUUUGUCUGCUUGUAAAUUCCUGGACACCGCCCUCUCCUUCCCACCUGACAGGAUGCCACUGUUUCAGAUGUACAGGUGGGCCUUUGUUCCAGAAGUGGACACUGCAGGCCCUGUCUCCCCAUCUGACGUAGAAGAGCCUCACGAGGAAUGCAAACCCCACACCAUCAGGAUUCUAGAACUUCUGAGAUCAAAAUAUGGGGAAGUUGGAGGCCCUGAUGAGAUCUCCCCGAAGAGCAAAUUUCCACUGCUGCGCCAGCGUUCCAUCUCCAGCAUCAGGCAGCUGACGCCGUUCUUCCAGACUCUCAACUGCGCCUUCAAAACCCGAGCUCAGUGCCCGGCCGCUGGAUCCGGAUCCGGAGCGCCGUCCCCGGAGUCCCCUGGCCUGCGCGUCCUCAGGCAGCUGGAGGAGUGUGUGGAGUAUGACUUUUUGGAGCAUCCCGAAUGUUAACGUUUCUAGAAUCUGUUUAAUCCAUUCAUUGCUGCUUGGGUGGAAACCGCAAUGUGCUCGCAACAGAAAAGGCACAGGGUCGUGCUUCUCCACAACUCUAUUUCAAGUCUGAAGGUUCGUUUCAGAUCAUUUUCUGUUCAGCAGCAAAGCACACCUCCCCAGAUGCCUUGUGAUAUACCUGAAUCUCUCUCUGUGUUCCUGCCUCAAUCUGUGUGAUGGAAAUAAAGUUAAUGCACCCCCAGCAGCAGCACAGAAUCCAUGCCAGGACAUGGUGGAGGAAGAGAGCGGGCCAGGCGCUCUCCUUGUGGAAGCCGAGGUCUGCAAGUUCAGGCUUAUUAAAAGGAUGUUAUUUUUAAUGCUUCCCACAAACGUCCUUUACGGUAUUUAUUUUGAUACUACAUUUUAAAGUGAAAAUGUAUGGUUUUCUGAGAAUGAUAAUUGCUUCUCACCUAUGAGCAGAGCUAAGCACAUAAAUAUAUCUCACUUUCUCCAA